CGCCGCUCAUAUCGCUGAGCUCUAGUUUCCAGCGGAGAACCGGUGCCGUUGAGCUUACUGCAGCCGCGGGAGGAUACUUCCGUUCCGCAGAGGGCGACAGGCAGCAGCAGCAGGCAGCCGAGACUGUGGCGGAGGUCCAGACACAAUAGACGGGGGUUCCGGCUCUUCAUUAAUCCAAACCGGUAUGUCGGAUGAGGAUUCCCGUGCCAGCACCAGCUCUUCCUCAUCACCACCUUCAUCCAGCCAAACCAGACAGAGGGACACAACUUGCAAGAAGAAACGGGAAAGCAAAGUCAGCAUGAGCAAGACCUCCAAGCUGCUUUCCACCAGCGCCAAAAGGAUUCAGAAAGAGCUGGCUGACAUCACACUGGACCCUCCACCAAACUGCAGUGCUGGCCCCAAAGGAGACAACAUCUAUGAGUGGAGGUCGACCAUCCUGGGACCACCGGGCUCCGUGUACGAGGGAGGCGUCUUCUUCCUGGACAUCGCCUUCACCCCCGAUUAUCCCUUCAAACCCCCCAAGGUAACGUUUCGUACGAGGAUCUAUCACUGCAACAUCAACAGUCAGGGCGUGAUCUGCCUGGACAUCCUGAAGGACAACUGGAGCCCCGCCCUCACCAUCUCCAAGGUCCUGCUGUCCAUCUGCUCCCUGCUCACAGACUGUAACCCAGCUGAUCCCCUGGUGGGAAGCAUCGCCACCCAGUACACGACUAACAGAGCGGAACACGACCGAACAGCCAAACAGUGGACAAAGCGAUACGCCACAUAAACCCGCGGCGGACGGCGGUGACGUUGGUGGUGGGAGGAGAAGGAGGGGGAGUGGCAGGCA
Messenger RNA from Solea solea (common sole), 829 nucleotides. Its product is annotated as ubiquitin-conjugating enzyme E2 E1. Gene Ontology annotation, molecular function: ubiquitin conjugating enzyme activity. Gene Ontology annotation, cellular component: nucleus. The transcript is spliced from 6 exons. Bases 185 to 769 code for a protein of 194 amino acids. The record is from RefSeq and is a predicted model, not a curated record. NCBI's taxonomy places the organism in Eukaryota, Metazoa, Chordata, Actinopteri, Pleuronectiformes, Soleidae. Gene Ontology annotation, biological process: protein polyubiquitination.